This is a messenger RNA of Microdochium trichocladiopsis, 3548 nucleotides long. RefSeq names its product armadillo-type protein. Gene Ontology annotation, biological process: protein import into nucleus. Lineage: Eukaryota; Fungi; Ascomycota; Sordariomycetes; Xylariales; Microdochiaceae. The record is from RefSeq and is a predicted model, not a curated record. Gene Ontology annotation, cellular component: cytosol; nuclear envelope. Gene Ontology annotation, molecular function: small GTPase binding. Bases 277 to 3408 code for a protein of 1043 amino acids. The transcript is spliced from 2 exons.
GAAGUUUUGUUUGACCGAAAAGUGCCAACGACAUCGCAUCGCAGUUCCUGUUCUCACGGCGCAGCACUUUGCUGACCCGGGGCGCUGGGAUUCUUUGACGAGUUCUAUCUCGGCCAUCCCGCCGCCGCCUCUGUGUCGUGAUUGCGUUGGUUUGCGUCACACUCGCAGAAGUGUCCUCACCGCUGCAGGAGCUUUCUGGAGCUUCAUUCUGUCGGUGCAGUUUACCCCCAAUCGCCGACAGCUCGAGCCAGCCCCAAAACGACCACAACAGCCGUCAUGAGUUUUUCAAUCGAGGUUCCUGGCGAGGCCUCGCCUCUAAGCUUGCAUGAACUCUUUCGCGUCCUUCAAGCAGCCUCGUCGUACGACAGCAGCCAACGCCAGUCAGCCGGCCAGCAACUUUCCGCCUGGGAAGCGAUCCCGGACUACUAUCCUGGACUUCAGGCUGUUUUCCUUGACAGAACGCUACCCCGCGAAGUCCGCCUCCUAGCAAUAAUACAAUUGAAGAAUGGCAUCGACAAAUACUGGAGGCAGCACACAGCCAAGAAUGGCAUCCCCCCGGCCGAGAAACAUGCCAUUCGGACCAAUCUUUACAGUGGCACAAUCGGCGAGCCUGACAAGCAACUGGCUCUACACAAUGCUCUCGUCAUCGCCAAGGUUGUGCGCAUAGACUUUCCGACAGACUGGCCGGACGCCUUGAGCAGCCUCAUCGAGAUACUACGGUCAAGCAAAGACGGCGAUCAGUUGCACCUAAUGGGCGCCCUCACCGUUCUCCUGCGGAUUGUCAAAGAGCUUGGCACGGCACGAUUGCGUAAGUCGCAGACUGCGUUGCAGAGCGUGACACCAGAGUUGGUGUACGUCCUCGGAGACAUAUAUGACAGCAAGUCGCGCCUAUGGACCGAAAUGCUAUCCUCAGGACAUGGUCAGGAGACUGGAGUGCAAGUUUCCAUGGAUUGUAGUCUUACAGCAUUCAAGAUCCUACGGCGACUGCUGGUUGUGGGUUACGAGCAACCCCACCACGACAAGACUGUGCAACAAGUCUGGACAUUCUCACAAGCACAAUUUGAACAAUUCCUCGGCUACAUGAAUGAGGAGACCUCAAUUCCUUCCGAACAGCUGCAGACCAUCGGCAAACAUUUAAUGCAGUUCACCAAGCUCCACCUAGAGAUGGCAGAUCAACAUCCAGCAAGCUUCGCUGCCCUGCCCAACUCUAUCGAGCUCAGCCGCGCCUAUUGGAACCUUGUGUCCUCCUUCUCAGAAAGCUACGACAGGUCAGGUGGAAUACGGCAGACCUCUUCCUCUGACAGUGGCAAGGCAUCGAAAUUGGAAGGACCCUUGUCAGAACGGCUUGCCCUAAAAGGCCUGCUUCUCAUUCGCGCUUGCAUCAAGAUGGUCCACAAACCAGCACAGUCCAUCAAGUACCGCUCGCCAGAGGUCAAGAAAGAACAAGAGCAGGCCAUUUCACAACUCAAGGCAGAGCUCCUGCAGGAUAACUUGAUAGUGCAAAUGGUGAAUACCAUCAUCACUCACCUAUUCAUCUUCCGCAAGUCCGACCUGGAGGCGUGGGAGGAAGACCCGCAAGAGUGGGAGCAGCAAGAGGAAAGCCAAGGUAAUGCUUACGAAUGGGAGGUCCGCCCAUGUGCUGAAAAGCUCUUCCUGGACCUACUCACAUACUACAAGGGGCUCCUCCUGCAACCACUUCUUGCUUACUUUGGGACUGCCCAGGAUCCUCAGGCAGAUAUCGCAAUCAAAGAGGCUGUAUAUACCGCCAUGGGGCUUGCUGCACCGAUAGUCUAUGAGAACUUUGACUUCGAGUCAGUCUUGAAGAGUACAGUCAGCACGGAUGCGCAGCAGACUGUCCCCUACUGUCAAGUGCUGCGGCGGCGGAUCGGAAUCCUGCUUAGCCAGUGGACCCCCAUCAAGGCGUCCAAAGAGAGUCGUCCGAUAAUCUAUGGGAUCUACAGACACUUUCUCAACCCCAAUGAUGCACAGAACGAUAUUGUGGUACGCAUCACGGCAGCUAGACAGCUCAAGGCAGUGGUAGACGAGUUCGGCUUCGAUGGCGAAAUGUUCUUGCCCUUUGCCUCGGACGUGAUUACGGAGCUCGUCAAUUUGCUCCAGCACGUAGAAGUGGACGAGACCAAGUUGGCAAUCUUGGAAACAACACGAAGUUUGAUUGAACGAAUGGAAUUCCACGUUUCUGAGUUUGGAGAUCUCGUUCUUGCCGCCCUGCCAGGGAUAUGGGACUCAGCAGGAGAUCUGGGCCUGAUGCUGAAGCAAGCUUGUCUUGCCAUCCUGCAGACGUUGGUCAUGGCCAUGAAGAGCAGCUCUCAGCGAUACCACCCGAAGAUCUUGCCACUCAUUGCUGAAGCAUCGCAGGAGGGCACGGAACUGUAUACAUACCUGAUUGAGGAGGCUUUGGAUCUGUGGAGCAACGUCUUGCUACAGACGACGCCACCCCUCUCACUCGAGCUGGUCAGCCUUGCUGAGGCCGCCAUUGUAGGCCUUACCAACCAGAACGAGCACGCCUUCACCUACAUGAGUAUCGUCGGCAGCUACAUCUCGCUGGCUCCUGAGACCAUGCUUGAGGACCGGUUCAGACCUGUUGUUCUGAAUGCGCUGAGUGCGUCAUUCAGCUCCAAGGGCCGCGAAUUGGUCGGCCUGACGACAAAGUACACGGAAUACUAUAUACGCUACGCUCACGAACUUGGAGGUGCCUCUGGACUGCAGCUCGUGGUGAAGGACAUGAUGCAGACCGGGUUCUUGACCAAGAUCUUCGAGAGCAUCCACGAUGCCUAUGAUGCACAUCAGACGUCUGGACCCAAGCGACGGCAGCCUCGUGUUGGCAUUCUGACACUGACAGACUACUUCACCGUUCUCUCUCAGAUUGCCGUCAUCGAUCCCAAUGUCUUCAUGGAGGUGCUUGCUUCGCUAGGCUCUAUCGAGCAAAUCUGGCCGUGGCUCAGUGCUGAAUGGUUUGGCUCCUUUGACACGAUAGCGGACAUUGGCCGCCAGAAGGUCAACAUGCUGGCGCUGACCCGCCUCUUGGAACUUCCUUCACCUGUACAGCAGCUUGUCCUUGCCAACUUGCAAGACUACUUCUCGAUGUGGACUGUAGUAAUGGUGCAGCUUUUGAGUGAAGAGGAGCCAGGAGUAGACACUCUUGUCCUAACCUCGGAGCCGGAGGGUACGGAGUGGGACAAUGCCAAGGACGUACGGGAGAGGGCACUGUGGAAGACUGACCCGGUCAAGACCGUCCAAUCUCUGCAGUUCGUGCGAGAACGACUGCAGAGCCUGAUGCAACGAGUCGGCGGUGAACAGGCUUUCCAGGAGCACUGGGCUGUCAACGUGGAUCAGGAGGUCUUGGCUGGAUUCCGAGCCCUGGACGCGCCGCGCAACUCCGCGAACUAGAAGAUCCGCAGACUUUGGCAGCAGAAGACACAGAGAGAGCUGUGCCACAGGCUUUUGGGAUCUCACCAUUACUAGAUUAAUUCCAUGACACGAGGCCACGAAUAAAACAAUGCAUGCCAUUUGAUGCCGCACUUUUCUGA